UCGUGACCGAUAACUUGUGAUAACGUAAAAUAGCAACAACAAAAUUUAAAAUGUUUGCAAAUUGAAAAUAUUGAAUUAGAGCUUUGACGGCUUGAGUUUUCAGAUUAACAUUACUUUUUAAAACAGUACAUUGUCAUUUAUUGAUUCAUCUUACACCGAGUGUAGUUUUUUAUAUCACGUUUUGGAUCUCUGCGACUUCUUUGUGUAGCUUUUCAACUAGAAUAACAUUCAGCUAAUGUGUGUGUGAAUUACAUUUUUUUGAAUUAUAGGCUAUCCGCUAUUGGAAAAUGUCAAAAAGACAAUCUUCAGAGUUUGACGAUUCUUCUAAAGAUAGCAAUGACACAGACAAGCCACAACAAGACAAAAAACAAAAAUUGGCUUUUGGCAUGAAAAAAACGCCACUUGUUAAACCUGGUAUUAAAAUUAAGCUGAACACUCCAUCAACAAAAGAACCUCCAAAAUUGCCUAAACCAGCAUCAAAGUCCGUGGCGGCUGUAUUUGGAGACUUAAGCGAUGACGAACCUGAAGAAAUGCCUAAAGAGGCAAGAAUGCGUAUGAGGAAUAUUGGCAGAGAUACACCUACGUCGGCCGGACCCAAUUCGUUUGGCAAAACCAAACAUGGUUUCUGUAAUACGGGUAAACUUAUGGAAAAAUCGCUCAAAGAGGCUACUAAAGCGUUGGUGGAUGAAAAAAAAUAAUUUGUAGGUUAUUUGUAAUUAAAUAUAAUUUAAUAAUAUAAAAAAAAAAUGUUCACAACAAUAUAUGAUGUGUAUAUUGCAUUUUCUUCACACAAUUUAAUUUUAAAAUUCAACAUAAAUCUAUGACCAUGACUAUGUAUUUUUAAAUUAAUAAACUCUAUUUAUUAAUAUACCAAAA
Messenger RNA from Adelges cooleyi (spruce gall adelgid), 876 nucleotides. Its product is annotated as PEST proteolytic signal-containing nuclear protein-like. The coding region runs from base 288 to 698 and encodes 136 amino acids. Gene Ontology annotation, cellular component: nucleus. Gene Ontology annotation, biological process: proteasome-mediated ubiquitin-dependent protein catabolic process; protein ubiquitination. The transcript is spliced from 3 exons. Lineage: Eukaryota; Metazoa; Arthropoda; Insecta; Hemiptera; Adelgidae. The record is from RefSeq and is a predicted model, not a curated record.